CUGGAUCCCGAUCCGGACCCGGAGCCCGACCAGCGUCUCGCUCACGAAGAGCAGUAUGUGAGCGUGGGCGAGUGCAGCCCGCUUGACGCCGGCCCCGCGCCUCCUUCCUGCAGGGACGCUGAAACCAUCACAGAUGUCUGCAACAGCACCGACCUGCCAGAGUUCGAGAUCAUCAGCCUCCUGGAGGAGCAGCUGCCGGUCUACCGGCUGCGGGCCGACACCGUCUACGGCUACGACAACGAUGACUGGCUCCACACGCCCCUGGUGGCGCCGGACGCCAGGCUCGACCUGACCACCGAGCAGAUCGAAGAGACACUCAAGUACUUCUUGAUGUGCGCAGACAGAGUGGGCCAAAUGACAAAGACCUACAAUGAUAUUGAUGCUGUCACACGUCUGUUGGAGGAGAAAGAGAGAGACCUGGAACUGGCUGCAAAGAUCGGCCAGUCUCUCCUCAAGAAGAACCGAACUCUGACUGAACAAAAUGACUACCUGGAGGAGCAAGUGGGGCAGAUCACUGAGGAGGUGGCCCAGCUUCACCAUGAGCUCAACCUGAAGGACGAGCUGCUUCAGUUUUACACCAGCGCAGCGGAGGAGUGUGAGGACGAGUCCACCGCUUCCCCCACAGGCAAGAAGAGUAGAGCAGAAACAGCGUCAGGAGUCUUUCUUAGUGACACUCUCCAGAGGAAACUCAAAGAGCUGGAAGAGGAGAACUUGUCACUCCGCUCAGAGGCCAGCCAUCUUAAGUCAGAGACGGAAACAUAUGAAGAAAAGGAGCAGCAGCUUGUCAGUGACUGUGUGAAAGAGCUCCGGCUGUCCAGUCUGCAGAUCUCUGCUAUCGCCGAGGAGUUGGCUCGGAAAACCGAGGAUGCCUCCCGUCAGCAGGAGGAGAUCACGCACCUCCUCUCUCAGAUAGUAGAUCUCCAAAAGAAGGCUAAAUCUUUGGCUGUUGAAAAUGAGGAGCUAUCUCAACACCUAGUGGCAGCAAAGGACGCUCAGAGGCAGCUUACAGCCGAGCUGCAGGAGCUGCAGGAGAAAUACUCAGAGUGCAUUGAGAUGCUGCAUGAAGCCCAGGAGGAGCUUAAGAACCUGAGGAACAGGAACUACCCUGCAGGAACUCCCCGACGCUACCACCCACUGGGACUCUACCCGAUGGAUUCUCUGGCGGCGGAGAUCGAAGGAACGAUGAGGAAGGAGUUGAGUCUGGACGAUCCUGAGUGUGAAGAGCAGAAGAUCCACCGGAAGCGAGUGUUUGAGACGGUGAAGAGUGUGAACCAAACCGUUCGCCAGCGCUCGCUCACUCCGACCAACUCCAACAUCCCAGGCUCCAACCAAUCACUGUCCACUCGGACGUCGCCCCAGUCCAGCGGCCUCUCCACACCUCACUCCGCCAUGUUUGGCGGGGACAUCGUCGGCGACGGUGUCGCCUAUGACAACCGGACCCAGACCAUUCUCAUGGAGACAGCAUCCAAUCAGGACAACAGCUUAGAGUGCAGAGAGAAGAAGGCGAGCGGGGCAGAGGACCUGCGGCUGGCCCUGCGCCGCCUGUCUCUGCGCCGACAAAACAACCUGAGCGAGAGACGCUUCUUCGAAGAGGAGAGAGAGCGCCGACGGGGCAGAGUGCACGGAGCCCUCGACCACGACAACGUGCUGACCCCUUCCGACAGCAUCAUGUCGCUUGGAAACCUGAACCUGUGGGCCUCCCGGGGGCCGUACCUCCCCGACAAGCUGCAGAUCGUCAAGCCGCUCGAAGGUUCGGCCAUCUUGCAUCAGUGGCAGCAGCUAGCUCAGCCUCACCUCGGUGUGAUCCUGGACGCCAGGCCCGGCGUCGUGCCGAAGGGCUACAGGCCCCUUGAGCUGGAGCUGGAGCAGGUGUACCCGUGGGGCGGUUUCGAGGAGGACGAACCAGGAGAGCAGUACUUCCAGAAUCUGCCCACCUCCUCUACGGCCUCGCCGGCUGUGUCUGCCGUCUCCAGCACGGGGGACACCAACCUCAGGCAGCCCCCAUGCAGCCUGGGCCCUCCGUCUCCGCCUUCCCCGUCCCCGUCUCCGCAUCUCAGCAACACCGAUGCGCUGGCUGCAUACUAUCCAGGAAAAUGCAUGGCCCACACCAGCUCCACUUACACCUUCACUACGUGUCGGAUCCUCCAUCCAACGGACGAACAGACGCGCGUCACACCAAGUCGGUCUGUGGCUGUCGUUCCUGCCAGUCUAAACCCCGUCUCCACGUCGUCUUCCUGCGUGAUGACCAGCAGCCUGUGGGGAACGCCCGCCGCCACGCCCUGCACGCCGCGCAGGCUCAGCCUCAGGCCCUCCGAAUCAUCCACCAACCUCAGAGAUGGAACUCGCACCACCAGCACUUCCCUGGGGUUAGUGCGCCUCCUGCAGGAGAGGGGGAUCUCAGCGGCCAUGUACCACCAGAGCCAGGGCCUGGAGUACAGCCAAGGCACUGGAGGAGUUCUGUUCAGCACCUCCAUCGCCCCCAACAGGGCAUCCAACACCGAUCACCUACGACCCGCCACCCCUCCGAACUCCCCGACGAGGCCCGGCGCCUCGGCCGCCACGACCUCUGAAGGCUUCGACUUCAAGAGCCCGUCGUACGACAACUUCCUGGCGUCCAAGCCGGCGCGCUCCAUCCUGAAGGAGGUUACGGGGACGCGAGGCCGGCAGAGAGCGAGGGACUGCGAGAGCCAAACGGACGUCAGCGUGGCCGUCUACAACCUCAACCUGUUGGACAAGGUGAAGCGGCUGGGCGUGGCCGGAGGCAGGGCAGCGAGCCCCAGUCCCCUGCUGGGGCCUCUGGGGGGACUGCGCAGGUCUGGGUCCCCCUUUGGGCCGGAUGGAAUGAGAAGGAACAGGAGUUACCCGGCCAUGGUUGGCGCCAGCAUGGCCAUGAAGGCCCCGGGGCCCCAGGAAUAGUCCGCACUGCUGCCGAGUGGGGAGGGCGGGAACCGGACCGGCUGCUGAGCGAUCAGCUGCAGGGUUCCAACUGCAAACAACAAAAAUCUCCACUGCAGUUCUACUUGAAUUUUCUCCCUAGCGCUAAUUUAACAGCCGGCCGAUGCCUGAAAUAAAGGGAAUUCGUUCAAAGAAAUAAAAGUCUAGUUAAUA
Gambusia affinis (western mosquitofish) is the source of this 3108-nucleotide messenger RNA. RefSeq names its product trafficking kinesin-binding protein 1-like. The record is from RefSeq and is a predicted model, not a curated record. Gene Ontology annotation, biological process: endosome to lysosome transport; neurogenesis; anterograde axonal transport of mitochondrion. Gene Ontology annotation, cellular component: dendrite. The transcript is spliced from 18 exons. Gene Ontology annotation, molecular function: GABA receptor binding. Bases 331 to 2916 code for a protein of 861 amino acids. Lineage: Eukaryota; Metazoa; Chordata; Actinopteri; Cyprinodontiformes; Poeciliidae.